This is a messenger RNA of Ambispora gerdemannii, 1788 nucleotides long. NCBI's taxonomy places the organism in Eukaryota, Fungi, Glomeromycota, Glomeromycetes, Archaeosporales, Ambisporaceae. The record is from the annotation of a GenBank genome assembly.
AUGAAAACUAAUCAUCAACUUCAGCAACAACUUCAUCCCAUUGCUCAAUCUGCUAACAGUCACAUGUCGUUAAAUAAUCAACAACAUUCUGAUAAUUUGCAACCAGAACUUCAUCAGCAUUCAAUUUUACCCCAGCAAUCGCGUAAAGGUUCUUCGUCUGGAACUGUUCAACAGUUGAACCCCAGAAAUUGUAAAACUGAAGGUAACAACAAUGUAUCCGCUACUGUUUGCGCUAACUGUGGAAUUACCACUACACCGUUGUGGAGGAGAGCUCCGAAUGGAGAGACGAUUUGUAAUGCUUGUGAAAUUACUAUUGGAUCCAGCAGUGCUAGAAACACUGUUCGUCCACCUUGGUUGAAACGUAACGCAAUCAAAAAAGCCACACCUUCUUCACCUGAAUCUUCUGAUACUGCUAGUACUGGAACGUGUCCAGGUGAUGGUCAUUGUGAUGGCACUGGUGGAUCUCGUUCGUGUGAUGGUUGUCCGGCUUACAACCAACAUCAAGUGAAUCGUCAAGCUUUGAGUUGUGCUAAUUGUGGUACAAAUACCACCCCUCUUUGGCGACGCGACGAAGCCGGUAACACUAUUUGCAACGCCUGUGGUCUUUACUUCAAGCUGCAUAAUGUGCACCGUCCAGUUGCCAUGAAACGUUCGGUGAUCAAACGCCGUAAACGCGUUGCGUUGGCUUCUUCACCACCACCUACAUCUCACCAUCGUCACACUAAUCGCGAGGUAGACAAUCAUCGUAAGAAUCGCAUUCAACAUCCCCCAACUCCCUCUUCAACUUCUGGGUCCGAGCCUGGUUAUUUUUCGUCUGAAGAGGAUGAUUGCUCUAGCGAUGGAACUCAACUUGGUCAAAAGAGAAAAUACUCUAUGACUGGAACAUCAAGCAAACGUCUGUGUGGUAACGAUAGACAAGUUCCCGCCAUUGAAGAUUACAUCACACCCAAACAACAUGUCAAUCCUCCUCAUGGAGAUAAUGGAAUGUGGAAUACUCACGUUAUUGAUGAAAGACGUCGAAGUUUGAGUCCCGUUGAAUCCUUGUCUCAAGUGCAGAUUCAUGCUAAUCUCAAUAGUGGUGGACGCAUCAUGAGGACUCCCAGCAUUCCUUUUCCUCCUGUUUAUUCUACUAACAACAAUAAUUUCCAAUCGACUCAAGAUAAUAAUUUCCAAUCAACUCAAUACAAUAGUAAUAAUAAUGAUGGUUCGGCUUCUCCUAAUCAUGGAAGCAGCAGCAACAAUUCUCAUUACACUGCACCUUCUUCUCAGAUUAGUUCAAUUUCGGCUUUGCUCAAUCCUACUUCUCCACCUAUCAAUAAGAAUGUCACCACUCACUUGCCUCCGAUUACUUCAAUUCCUUCACCUGUUAUGAAUACUUCAGUUGCUCAAAAUAACAUGCCAAUUGGUAAUCUCUUGCAACAACCCACGCAACGUCCUCAUAUUCCCCCUAACAACAGCGACCCUAAUAUAACUAGAGAGGUUUUGCAAGCUCACCGUCAAGAAUUGCAACGCGAAGUUUCUCACCUUAGUAUGCUACUCAGUCGAACCACUGCCAUCUUAUGUGGAUUGGAUCAAACUUUGGGUUCUAAUGUCGGCUCCGAAUCUGCACCUCAUAAUCCCCCUUCCAAUUCGGGUCACGAUCAACCAAUUUCGACUGUAGGUUUGGCUUCCGAAGCUAAUUCUACAUCGGCUUUGGCUUCAUUGUUUGUAAAUCAAUAUGCCGGAAAACAAGUUCAACAAAGUUACGUUCUUCCUCCUCCAUCUGGUUUAGUUGGUCCACGUGUAUAA